GUGGCUCUCACGUGAGCGGGAGCCGACGUGUGCAGACGUCCUUCUAAUCCCGGUCUUUCGUUUGGUCCGGUUGCCAUCUCCUUAUUACCUCGAGGGCUGGCGGGCCUGUGGCCAGGAGAGGAGGAGGAGGAGGGCGCUGUACCACUCGGAGCAAAGGAAUAAAGAAUCUGCCCCGAACCCCUGCAGGACCUUGGAUUCGGAAAGGCUGGUAUUGGGACUGUCUGAAGUGCUGUUCUGUCUGCCUAGCAAUCUGUCUCUGCCCUGUCGCCUGUCUGUGUCUUUGGAUCUUGCGGCUGAAGGCCAAUCCAACUCUAGGAGCAGGAAGAAGAGGAAAAUUGUCCAGAAACAAGUUUGCAGGACUCAGUGUACUUCCAGGCAAGAAAUAGAAGGAAGAAACUGCCUGGACCCCUGCGGGUGUAUGUGGGGCUGCCACUGCCCCCAGGACAUCUGGAGGGGCAGGGGAGGUCCCCCAGUAUCUGUAGCUGCAGCAGAGCCUGCUGGCUGUAGCUGAAGACUCCACAGCCCCCACCCCACCCCCUGACUUGGGAGCGCUCUUCUGGCCAGAGCAAACCCUCCAGACAGUCGCGGCAGCAUGGGCCGAACUCGGGAAGCUGGCUGCUUGGCUGCUGGUGUAGUGAUCGGCGCUGGCGCCUGCUACUGCGUAUACAGACUGACCUGGGGAAGAGAUGAGAGCGAGAAAAUCUGGGACGACCACGAUGACGAUGAUGAGGAGGAAUCUAGCGAUAUUGCAGAGACUGGGAAAGGAGCUAAGGCUAAUGCUGGGGCAGGGGCUGGAGCCAGACUUCAGGGUGACUCAAAGGCCAAGGCUGAGGUGUCCGUGGAACUCAAGAGUGGACCUGAUGUAAAGGCAGAGGCCCACUUGAAGGCCCAGAGCGGAGGUGGCCUAGAGGCCAAGGCCAAGGCCCUUUUCAGCACCCUGAAGGAACAGGCAAGUGCAAAGGUGGGCAAAGGGGCCAGGUUGGGUACCAUCUCCGGGACCAGGACCCUUACACCUGGUUUACCCUGCCCAGGAGUCAGGGGUGGAGGCUGCCACCCUGUGAGGAAUGGAGCUAGGGCUGGGGGCAGGACUAGUGGCAAGUCCAAGGGAAGGACCAGAGGUAAGAGCACCAGGACUCCAGCCACAUCAUGGCCUGUUCGAAGGGGCAAGUUCAACUUUCCCUAUAAAAUUGAUGAUAUUCUGGGUGCUACUGACCUUCAAAAGGUCCUUAACAUCCUAGAAAGAACUAAUGAUCCUUUUAUUCAGGAAGUAGCCUUGGUCACUCUGGGUAACAAUGCAGCAUAUUCAUUUAACCAAAAUGCCAUUCGUGAAUUGGGUGGUCUCCCAAUUAUUGCAAAACUGAUAAAAACGAAAGAUCCCAUUAUUAGGGAAAAGGCAUACAAUGCCCUUAAUAAUUUGAGUGUGAAUGCGGAAAAUCAGGGCAAGAUUAAGACAUAUAUCAGUCAAGUGUGUGAUGACACCAUGAUCUGUCGUUUGGACUCAGCUGUGCAGAUGGCUGGUCUAAGACUGUUAACCAACAUGACUGUGACAAAUCACUACCAACAUUUGCUUUCCUAUUCUUUUCCAGACUUUUUUGCUUUGUUAUUCCUGGGAAAUUACUUCACCAAGAUUCAGAUUAUGAAACUAAUCAUAAACUUUACUGAAAAUCCAGCCAUGACAAGAGAGCUGGUCAGUUGUAAAGUACCAUCAGAAUUGAUUUCCCUCUUUAAUAAAGAAUGGGACAGAGAGAUUCUUCUUAAUAUCCUUACCCUAUUUGAGAAUAUAAAUGACAACAUAAAAAAUGAAGGGCUUGCCUCAUCCAGGAAAGAAUUCAGCAGAAGUUCACUUUUUUUCUUAUUCAAAGAAUCUGGAGUGUGUGUUAAGAAAAUCAAAGCAUUAGCAAAUCACAGUGAUCUGGUCGUGAAAGUAAAAGUCCUAAAAGUAUUGACCAAACUUUAACUGGGGGUCUGUCCCAAACAAUACUGAGGUAAUUUUUUUAGUUUGCACUUGGGAACAAUGCAUUUUGUAAAUUCUUUGCUUUUCACUGUGCUUAUAUGGCAAAGAGAUCCUUUCAGCUGCUAUUUUGGAAUAAUGAAUAUCACAUAUCAACAGUGAUGCUGGUUGUGAUGGUUGGUUUUAGGCUAGACCAUUUUAAGGAUGUCAGAUGAAUACUAGAGCUUGUACAAAGAAAGCAUUUAUUGAUUCCAUCUUGCUACCUAGAUUGAGAUAUUUUUACUCUUUCCUCUACUUAAACUGACAGCGAACUAAUCACGAAUAAGCUAUACUUUUGUAUUGGUUUACAUUUGUUAAUCUUGUGUUUCAUCAAUAAAGUUGUGUGUUUUAA
This is a messenger RNA of Balaenoptera acutorostrata (minke whale), 2342 nucleotides long. It is a transcript of the gene ARMCX1, whose product is annotated as armadillo repeat containing X-linked 1. Bases 593 to 1957 code for a protein of 454 amino acids. NCBI's taxonomy places the organism in Eukaryota, Metazoa, Chordata, Mammalia, Artiodactyla, Balaenopteridae. The transcript is spliced from 5 exons. Gene Ontology annotation, cellular component: mitochondrion. The record is from RefSeq and is a predicted model, not a curated record. Gene Ontology annotation, molecular function: protein binding.